Acipenser ruthenus (sterlet) is the source of this 5599-nucleotide messenger RNA. RefSeq names its product mannosidase, alpha, class 2B, member 2 (gene man2b2). Gene Ontology annotation, molecular function: carbohydrate binding; alpha-mannosidase activity. The record is from RefSeq and is a predicted model, not a curated record. Gene Ontology annotation, cellular component: lysosome. The transcript is spliced from 20 exons. Gene Ontology annotation, biological process: mannose metabolic process. Lineage: Eukaryota; Metazoa; Chordata; Actinopteri; Acipenseriformes; Acipenseridae. Bases 34 to 3141 code for a protein of 1035 amino acids.
ACUCGUGAGCAAUGGCCAUUUGAACUGAAAAUUAUGUUAUAUUUGGAACUAAAUUUUUUUUUAAAAAAAUCCACAUUUUACACGUCCACAGAAAAGAUGUAUUUACUCAUGGCAGCUGACACAAACAUCACUUUAGGUAAAGAUGAACCGGGCACAAUCCAAACGUUUGUCAUCCCGCACAGUCACAUGGACGUGGGCUGGGUCUACACAGUGCAGGAAAGCAUGCAGGCAUAUGCAGCGAAUGUGUACACCACUGUGACCGAGGAACUACUAAAGGGGAGACAGCGCAAAUUUAUUGCUGUGGAGCAGGAGUUCUUUAGAUUGUGGUGGGAUUCUGUUGCUACGGAUACACAGAAACUGCAGGUACGCAAUUUACUUAAAGAAGGACGUCUGGAGUUCAUUAUAGGUGGUCAGGUGAUGCAUGAUGAAGCAGUGACGGAACUUGAUGACCAGAUUUUACAGCUCACCGAGGGCCAUGGUUUCCUGUAUGAGACUUUUGGAGUAAGACCUCAGUACUCUUGGCAUGUGGAUCCCUUUGGAGCCUCUGCUACCACACCAGUUGUAUUUGCACUUGCUGGAUUCAAUGCUCAUCUCAUCUCCCGCAUUGACUACGACCUCAAAGAUGACAUGCAGCAGAAUAAGAAGCUGCAAUUUGUGUGGAGGGGUUCCCCAUCAUUAGGCCAACAGCAAGACAUCUUCACUCAUACAAUGGACCAGUUCAGCUAUUGCACCCCGUCGUAUCUUCCCUUCUCUAACCGGUCAGGCUUCUACUGGAAUGGAGUGGCCCUCUUUCCCAGCCCACCUGAGGAUGGCAUUUAUCCCAAUAUGAGUCUCCCUGUGUCCAGUGACAGCCUUCAUUUAUACGCAAAGACCAUGGCAGACAAUAUCAAAGAGAGAGCAGCCUGGUUCAGAACCAACCAUGUUCUCUGGCCAUGGGGAUGUGACAAGCAGUUCUUUAAUUCCUCGGUUCAGUUUGAAAACAUGGACCCCCUUAUGGAUCACAUUAACAGGCACUCGGAUGAGUUGGGGGUCACGGUGCAGUACGCAACCCUGAGUGAAUACUUCCAGGCUGUUCACACUGCAAACCUCUCCUGGGAAUUGAGGGACAACCAGGACUUCCUACCAUACUCCACUGAGCCUUUUCAGGCGUGGGCUGGAUUUUUUGCCUCUCGGAAUGUCCUUAAGGGCGUUGCAAGGAGAGCGAGUUCUCUUCUCUAUGCUGGAGAGUCCCUAUUCACACAGUAUGCAGUGAUGUACCCAAGCGGCCCCAUCUCCAAAGAGUGGGCUCUGAAGCACCUUCGGGACCUCCGAUGGGCAGUCUCGGAGGUACAACAUCAUGAUGGUAUUACAGGAACCGAGUCGCCCAAAGUUCGAAAUAUGUACCUAGACCAUCUGACUCAAGGAAUAAUGGGCGUUAAGGAGUUAAUGGCUGCAUUAUUCCUUUUAUCAAGGAAAAACUCACCAUACCCUGGCAACCUGGAAGUCAAGAGCAAUAGCACCUCUCAGGACCUUCAACAACAUAUCCUAGUGUAUAACCCACUGGCUUGGAAUAUCACUACAUUCAUCAAUGUUACAGUGAUGUUCCCAAUGGCCAAGGUGUACGAUGACAGUGGAAACCGUAUUCCAGCACAGAUACUAAAAUCAUCUGAGUCCACUUCCUCAUAUGAUUUAUACAUUCUUGUGACUUCAAGUGGACUCAGUUACAGAAGAUACAGGAUUAUGCUUGAAACAUCACCUUGCAGCAAUGAAUCAGACUGUUUGCCGACUUAUGUUGGAAGAGUAGUGAAGUUUGACCGGCAAAUAGUAAACAAGUCAAAGAAGCAGGGUGUGAGACUGCUCCCUGUGAUGAAUGAAUGUUACAUGUUGAGGCUGGACCAGGACACUAACUUACUGAACAGCAUAACAGACAGAGACACAGGACGGACUGUAAAAGCAACCCAAGAUUUCCUUGAAUACCAUGCUAAUGGAGAUGUGCAGCAGGGACCCAUUUCAGACAAUUACAUUUUCACCUCAAAUGGGCCGGCAGUCUCGGUGUCAAAAGCUGUUGGGAUGGAGAUUGUGAUUGGAAAGCUAGUAACCGAGAUAAGGCAGCACUUUUACAGAAAAGAGACUGACAAGGACUACAGCUAUGUUGUGUACACAAGGCUCUACAAUGUGCCUGCAGAGUACGACGGGAAAAUGUUGUGUCACAGACUAGAACAGGAGUAUAAAGUGGGCCCGCUGGAGCUGAACAGAGAAGCAGUCUUAAGGACCUACACGGAUUUAAAAAACGAAAAGACAAUCUUUACAGACAACAAUGGAUACCAGGUGCUUAAGAGACAAUACAAGGCUUACAUGAACAAUACCGUGGCUAGGAAUUAUUAUCCCCUGGUGCGGACUGCUUACAUUGAAGAUGACUCAACAAGAAUAGUGCUUCUCAGUGAAAGAUCUCAUGGAGUCUCUAGUCAAGACAAUGGACAAGUGGAGGUUAUGCUACACCGAAGGCUAUGGAACAACCAGGAGUGGAACCUGGGAUAUAACCUCACACUAAAUGACACCUCCGUUGUGCGUCCGGUCUUUUGGUUAAUGCUGGGGUCAAAGCCAGUAACUUCAGCACUGUACCCAAGGAGUGGACUGGCUCUGGAGCACAGGCCUGUUGUCAUGCUACUUGAUAUUCCAGAAAAGCCCUCUGUGAAGAGUUGGCCCGAGGGACACAGCAGGGUCCACGCGGAGCCUGUCAGCCUCCCACCAAACCUUCACAUCCAGAGCCUGAGCAUCCCUGGCUGGAGGUACAGUUCCAACCAUAGUGAGCAACUGAGAGACAUUCAGCAAGAAAAACAGAAACAAGCUGACCCAGAUUUUGAUCGGGUGCUGCUGAGAAUCAUGCAUUUAUAUGAGGUUGAAGAAGAUCCUGUUCUGUCCCUGCCUGCAGCUAUCAAUCUGAAGGAUCUGCUUAGUGGUUUGGGCACAGUGGCCUCUGUGGAAGAGCGUUCCCUCACAGGAACCUGGGAUCUCAGUGAGCUGAACAGAUGGAAAUGGAGAACCUCGCAGAAAGAAGACAAAGAAUCAAAAAGCAAUUUCAGCCCAGUCACUGAAGACUUUUCAGUAACUAUUUACCCAAAGGAGAUAAGAACGUUUUUUGUUUAUUUCAAUCAACAAUGAAUUGCAUUAAAGUAAUUGUAGAUAACUAAAUAAUUCAACAUAGAUCUCAAAUGUGAAGUUUUUUUUUUAAAAGGAUGUAUUUUCAUUUCAAAACCAUGAUAUCUGGUACUACUUCAGGUUAAAGCAAGCCUUUAGUUUCUAUGCCUUAUUCUUUGGUUGUCUGUUAGCACUUGCAAUUCCUGGGUCAUUUCACCUCUGCAGCGUCUUGGGGUCAAAGCAUGUCCAUCAAUAGGUGAAGCAGCUGGGUAGACAAGGACAGCAAUGAAGGUGUUGGAAGGGUGGGGAUAAUGUCGUUCUCCAGGUGAAAUGAUAAAAGAAUUGCAAGACAGUAUGGCUUACAAACAGAGAUUUCUUUAAAAUGAAAAUAUAUGUUUGCUAUAGCUUUCAAAACUGCAAAAUUGAAACUUGUAUUAUGAAUGGAUGUGCAUGACGGAGAAGUUUUAUGGAACUAUUGUAUUUUGUUAGCUACAAUUACUUCAAUAUAUUAUAUAUGAAGAUCGUAUGAUUUUUGGGACUCAAAGUAGCCCUUUUUCUUUGCAUUCCAAUCCUUUUCUAUUGAAUCAUGUUUGUUCUUGUAAUGGAGGGUAAGUCACAUUUUUUGUAAAUAGCUUGCAUGUGACUUAUAAAGUGGUAACUAGCUACCUUUUAGACCCAAUUAAGUGUCAGGGUUAUUUUGUGACAAAUUAUCAGGAAAGAAUUCCAGGAUUUGCACAGCACAGCUUCAGAUUGAAAUAUAUUUGUAUAAAAAAGACAGUAGUGUUAAAUUAUGUAUAGGUGUAAAAACAGAAAGAAGAAAUGCUGCUUAACACUGCACUGUUCACCAAAACUUGUGUGAGAUCUCAUGAGAUGCCUACAUGUGUAACUUUUUUUUUUUUUGUGGUUUAUCUUUACAAUUCUAAAAGCAUUAGCCAAACUGUUGUUAAAAAAAAAAAUGUUGUUUGAUUUGGAGGUUUUUGAUUUGUAAUAAUGUUAAUAGACAAAAAAUGUAUAUCUUGAUACCAGAGUCACUAUUUAUCUUUCUCUUGAACCUACCAUGAAUAAUAAUAAUAAUAAUAAUAAUAAUAAUAAUAAUAAUAAUAAUAAUAAUAAUAAUAAUAAUAAUAAUAGUAAUAAUAAUACAAACACAACCAAAAAACAUCCAAACUUAAAACCCUAAUACGGGAGCAUAACUUUAUUUUUCAAGAACAAUUCCAACAAUUCCUAACCAUUUGUGGGAUGGUAGUAAAAUUCAUGAAAUAAAAUACAGCUCCAGUAAGAUGAUUCACCAGCAGAGGGGGAAAGAGAGCACAUUGUCUUAACAAUAGUGCAACCUGCACCAUUUAUGUGAAAAGAAACUUGUUACAAACUUACAAAGAAGCAUGUAAAAACCUUGAUAAAGCAGGCCCCUUGUGUGUUUUUUAUAACAAGCAUACAUACAAGUAUGUACACUUUAUCUGAAAGGAAAAUCCUCAUUACAGUGACUACAAAACGUACAAGAAACAGCUUAAAAGAAUGCUAUCCAAAGAUUCUCUUCUUAGUUUUACUAACAUUACGUCUCAUCCAAUAUUUAUUGUGCUGGAGAAUAGGCUGGGUCUUCACUUGGUAAUUCAGGAUAUGUAAAUAUUUGAAAUAUACAGCUAAUUUUAAACUCAUGCAUCCUGGUGCUGUACUUUUUAUAUGGAUCACAUGAUCUACCUGCAGCUAGAGUUAGUUUGAACAACAGCACAAGUGAUUAGGCAUCAGCAGCAAUUGCACUAGUCUGAACAGAUAUAAUUUGAACCACACAAUCAUUAUGAAAUGUAUUCUGAUAUAGCUAUAGAAACGAAACUUCAAUAUUAUAAGUCUGUAUUGUUUUUACUCAUUAUUUAUGUAAUCUGUCAAGUGUUAUUUAAUCUGUAGUAUUUUGUAUUUAAUCAUAUCCUGAUGUAACUAUCACUGACACUUAUCUGCUCUGUUACUGAAUUGUAUUUUGUCAUACUUGUACUUGCUAGAACCAAAGUCAUUGCAUUUAUCUUGCUCUUAAUUGUAUUAUUACUUGAACUGUGAUUCUUGAAAUGUAUUUUUGUUUAUGACUGUAAGUCGCCCUGGACAAGGGCGUCUGCUAAGAAAUUAAUAAUAAAUAAUAAUAAUAAUAAUAAUAAUAAUAAUAAUCUAACAAAAGCUAUACACCAGAUUUGACAAAAUUAUAUAUGGAUCAUUAUCUUAUUACCAAAUAAACUAAAAGGCUGAAAUUCUCAUUGACAAAGGCAGUAUACAUGAUUUCAAAGUGCGUAAUCCAAAUUUUAGUAUAAUAUAUAUAUAUAUAUACACACACACACACAAAGGUACACUGUAUGCAUUUUACUUUUUUUUAAUAUGAUUCAAAGUAUAUCACUACAACAGCAGGACUGAUGACAUUUAAAACACAUUGAGGGGCAUCUUGUUUCCUGUGGUUAACAAGCGUAUAUAUUUACCGAUGAUUAGGUGUGCUUAAGUGCCA